Molecule: messenger RNA, 4631 nt
Organism: Cydia strobilella
Lineage: Eukaryota; Metazoa; Arthropoda; Insecta; Lepidoptera; Tortricidae
Gene: Gyc88E
Product: soluble guanylate cyclase 88E
Exons: 17
Coding region: 280-2988 (902 amino acids)
Biological process (GO): response to oxygen levels; cGMP biosynthetic process; nitric oxide-cGMP-mediated signaling
Cellular component (GO): guanylate cyclase complex, soluble
Molecular function (GO): heme binding; guanylate cyclase activity; nitric oxide binding
Source: RefSeq, a predicted model, not a curated record
UCAUUUCGUCGCGCCGCGCCGGGGUGCAGCGCGCCUGCGAAACGUUCCGUCUACUCAGUGGGCCCAAUUUGCUCAGUUGGACGUUUGACUCAACCCGGGACACUAGUCGGUCAAAAGAAGAUGUUUCCCGCCUUCGCACUCGGUGAUGUUUUGGCGCGCAAUUCAAAGUGAAUUCUAAAUUUAAAAGUGUUUGUGUUUUGUUUGUGGUGUGUGUGGCAGCUGUGACAUUGAAUUAAAAAGUUAACUUUCUUUUUUUCUUUGGAUUAAAAAGGCCUCAAAAUGUACGGGUUGCUACUAGAAAACAUGGCGGAGUUCAUCCGACAAACGUACGGUGAGGAGCGCUGGGAGGACAUCCGGAGGCAAGCCGGAGUCGAACAGCCCUCGUUCUCAGUCCACCAGGUUUACCCUGAGAACCUCAUCACCAGGCUUGCCAAGAAGGCUCAGGAAGUUCUAGGCAUCACAGAGCGCGAAUUCAUGGACCAAAUGGGCGUUUACUUCGUGGGCUUCGUAUCACAAUACGGUUACGAUCGCGUCCUAUCAGUCCUAGGCCGUCACAUGAGAGACUUCCUAAACGGCCUAGAUAACCUACACGAAUACUUAAAGUUUAGUUAUCCUAGGAUGCGAGCGCCUAGUUUUAUAUGCGAGAACGAGACGCGGCAGGGACUGACGCUGCAUUAUAGGUCGAAGAGGAGGGGGUUCGUGUAUUAUGCUAUGGGACAGAUUAGAGAGGUAGCCCGUCACUUCUACCACAAGGAGAUGCGAAUAGAGUUGCUAAGGGAAGAACUCCUAUUUGACACAGUUCACGUGACCUUCCAGCUGACAUUUGACAAUCGGGCGUUCACCCUGGCGUCUCUGGCUAUGACACGGGAGGAAAAACAUCUGCCCAUCAGCGCUUCUGUUCUGUUCGAGAUAUUCCCGUUUUGCAUCGUUUUUGGAUCCGACAUGGUGGUCCGCAGCAUCGGCAACUCCCUGAUGGUGAUCCUGCCCGACCUGGUGGGCAAGAAGAUCACCAACUGGUUCGAUCUAGUCCGGCCGCUCAUCGCUUUUAAGUUUCAGACUAUCCUAAAUAGGACGAACAACAUCUUCGAGCUGGUGACGGUAGAGGCAGUCAUCCAUGAGAAGGCCACAGACAAGAGGAGCGAGAUCCUAAAGCUGUCAGAUGAGUCUGAUGGGACUACGGAGAAGAAUUUAAGGCUUAAAGGUCAAAUGAUCUACAUGGACAACUGGCGGAUGAUGAUGUACUUGGGGACCCCAGUGAUGCCGGACCUCUCCGCACUGGUCUCCACGGGGUUGUACAUCAACGACUUGUCCAUGCAUGACUUCAGCAGAGACCUGAUGUUAGCCGGCACGCAGCAAUCCGUGGAGCUCAAACUAGCCCUGGACCAAGAGCAGCAGAAGAGCAAGAAAUUAGAAGAAUCCAUGAGAAAACUGGACGAGGAGAUGAAACGGACUGAUGAACUAUUGUACCAGAUGAUACCUAAACAGGUCGCCGAUAGACUAAGAAAGGGGGAGAACCCUAUUGAUACGUGUGAGAUGUUCCACAGCGUGUCCAUCCUCUUCUCCGAUGUGGUUACGUUCACGGAGAUCUGCUCACGCAUCACCCCCAUGGAAGUGGUAUCCAUGUUAAACGCCAUGUACUCCAUCUUCGACACACUUACGGAACGGAACCGGGUAUAUAAGGUGGAAACGAUAGGAGAUGCUUAUAUGGUUGUAUCCGGGGCUCCAGAAAAAGAAGACAACCAUGCAGAGAAAGUCUGCGAUAUGGCACUUGACAUGGUGGACGCCAUCACUGACCUUAAGGAUCCUAGCACAGGCUCUCAUCUCUCUAUAAGAGUGGGAGUCCACUCUGGUGCAGUCGUAGCCGGCAUUGUUGGCCUCAAAAUGCCUCGCUACUGCCUCUUCGGAGAUUCUGUCAAUACCGCCUCACGAAUGGAGUCCACCUCAGAAGCCAUGAGGAUCCAUAUAUCGGAGACGACGCAAGAGCUACUCUCACCCUCUUAUAUGGUGCAGGAGAGGGGAGAAAUUCAGGUUAAAGGAAAAGGUUCAAUGAAGACCUACUGGCUCGAAGGCAGAGAGUCCAGACCUUCCCUAACCAAGUUGAUAUCGCCCCAACUCCAACCAGGCACGGAGCCAGAAUGGGAGCGAGCGGCUGAUGUCAGAGACUCCAUCGCUGAGUAUUCCGCGCAGCAGUUUUUGAAUAAAGAGCACAACUGUUUGCAGGCGGCGAAUGCUGUGCAGAACUCUGGACCGAGCUCGUUGGUCAGUGUAUCAGGAAACACUUUAGCCCAGCCGUCAACCCCAACAGUCCGGAGCCAAGCGCCAACUGUGAUGUCACCUGUGGAGGAACGACGGAUGUACUCGCCUGUCACGUUCCAAGACGUCGCGCGACGAAGCUUAGUUAACUCGCCUAAUAGGACUGAGAAGCCUAGAGAUUCGAGGUCCAAUUCGGCGAGCCUGGGUGGCAACUGGACUGAUGCAGAGUCACUCGUCACGGACCCUGCGAGGAACAUCGACAGCCUCAAUUCUAUUUGUUACAGUGCGACGUCCCCUUGCAGAAACGGUACCGCGCCCCCCUCCAAAGAAAGGGAGGAGAGCUUCGGCGAUGCAGCUUACGUGGCUCGAAUGUCCGCAGUACACUCGGCACCGCCCGCGUGCGUCGUCACAGACUCGUCACAUCAACACAGCGCAGAGGAAAUAGAAACCGACACAGAAUACCAAGACGCGCACGAGCUCAGCGACACUCAUAUCUGCACUGUCUCUGAGGCCAUCACAGAAAACCCCAAACCUGGCAAAGUGGGACGCUUUAAAGCCCGGAUAGCCCCCCACAAAACCUGCGUCGCCAAACCCCACAAGGAAUCAUUAAAAGACAAAAACCCCCCGGUUCACGGGCACCAUCACACGAAGAACGUGAAUCACCACCAGUGUUGUGGCGCGUUCGGGAAUCCACAUGUGAGACAUAAAAAUAAUUCUAGCUGUCACCUUAUUUAGAUUUUUAGUUGAACACGGGUAAUUACACUUUAAAUAGGCCUAUGAUUUAUGUUGGAUACUUAGUAAUGAGGAUGAGACACAAUUCGACUUGUUUGCAUUAAUUCUCAAAAAAUAUAUCUGCGGUCUAAUAGGGUAUUUGACUACUAGUCAAAUCAGUUUCUUUUUUCGAACUGUCAAAAAUGUAAUUUAUUAUAUACAACACAUAGUUCAUGAUCAGCAACGCAGGCUUCGUCAAGUGCUUACAACAAUAAAUCAGCCACAGGCUUCGUCACCUACUAACAAAUGAUAUAAUCCGCAACAGACUUUGUCAAUCUUAAACACUAAAUUAAACUAGGCCAAGUCCCCACUUCGGACCGUAGCCGGUCCAAAAGUCCCCAUGACACUGGCAGCAUUGCCCCGUUGAAUUGCCAAGGAGAUCUGUUGGACCAGAUACGAUCCGGAGCGAGGAUCGCAACCCCUUUCUCUUAGUCGCCGACCCAAUUGCCACACAAACUCCUUAGCCUCCGCACCCCAAGAUCCUGCAGUCUCCACCGCUACCGGUAUGAACUCAUACGUUGGUUCCAAGACAGAGUACUUUAUAUGCUUCUGUUUGGCCGCAUACUCCGCAGCCGAACCAGCAGUACUGAUGGUGUGAUUCAGAUGGGACGGGGCAAAUGUGCUAACACACGUUGCGUCCCAUAAGAGGCACCGGCCCUUCAAAAUGAUUUUGCUACUAUGGAAUUUAUAUGAAACACUAGCAUGUGACAUCACAAUCAAAUUACCUACUCAUUAUAGUUUUAUACGAAAUUUAAAAUAGAAAUUGUGUCUAAAAAUAACUGCUACAUUACUCUAUUAAUCUUUUGGUGCUUUAUUUCAUGCUUGGUGUAAAAUAAUUUAUUAUAAAUACAGUCAAAUACCCUAUUGCCGUGACCCAUAUAUUUUCAUACAAAAUGUAUGAAAACAGUCGUUGCAAAUAGACGCAACUGCAGACAUAUUUUCAAAGAAUGACAGCAGAGAUAUUUUGAACAAUUUGGUGAAGUAUCUACGCCACCAGUGAAAUGUCAAAGUGGUUUCGUGAUAUCAAACCACAAUAGCCAUAGCCAUGUCGCAAAUAUCAUUGCUGUUAUUAAAAUAUUGAAUUGAGCCCAUCGGUUAACAAGGCAUCGUCCGUCCAGUGGCGCCCUCAUUGGGGGAAUUUUGUUUUCUAAUGAACCAAUUAAUUUCUGUAUAAAUUAUUUUAUUAAAAUUGUUAUCCUACUGAUUGCCCAAAUAUUAGGUAAUAAGUAUUGUCAUGUUGAAUUUGCAUUAAAAUUCAAUCAACCGGUAUCUAUUAAAUAGGUACAAAAGAAAAUACGAAGAACCAAUUAAUAUCUGUAUAAAUCAUUUUAUUAAUAUUUUAUCCUACUGAUUGCCCAACUUUUGUUAUUUGUCAUAUAGGUUUAUAUUACUUACUUUUGACUUUAUCACCUUAACGGAAAUAUUUGCCUAUUUAGUUGAUAAAGCAAAAAAAUAAGCAAAAUAAAACUAUAUGCAAAGACCAACAGUUGGGGAAUCAGUAGGACAACAUAUUAACCUACUGAUUUGUACACAAAUUAAUUGGUUUAUUAGAUAACACAAUUCCCCCAAUUAGGGCGCCACUGGACGGACGGUGCAUAUAUAAUAAA